CAAGCGUUUCUCCCCAGCACCGCUGUGCAGAGUCUGAAUCUCCAGGGUCUCCAGUUUAGAAAAGCCUAUGCAAAGCGUAGCAGAAGCCAAGGUGCUUAUCAGCAGAUCUCUUAUGAUUGUUUGGUAAAAGCUCUGCGGGUCUGCACAGGUCGCCUCCCUCGGAGCUCGGCGACUGAACGUCGGAGCCGGCCCUCGGCCCCCCUGCAGUCGGAAGGUUACAGCAGCGGGAGCCAGAGAGGCGGUGGCGGCGGCCCAGGAAGGAGCAGCAGCGCCCGGGCUCUUGCUCUUGCAGAACUCCCAAGAUCUCAUAAAGAAAUUUGUAGUCAGAACUUUAUGCUGCAUUUUUAUUCAGGAAAGAAGUAGGAAGAGAAGAGUGUCAUUUCCUAGGAAUCCAGCACUGGAGAAACGCUUGUAUAAUGAGCCUGCCUAGCCAUGUGAUAUGAAUUGCAUCGAUUCCCUCUGGACCAGAGCCAAAUGAGUGGUUACUGAGCCACAGAGAGAGUGGGAUAUGAAGCUCCUUGAUGUUCCCGGGAGAACAAUUCUUCCAAGGAUGGUCUCCCAUUCAGAGUUGAGGAAACUUUUCUGUUCAGCUGAUGCAGUAUGCUUUGAUGUUGAUAGCACAGUCAUCAGAGAAGAAGGAAUUGAUGAGCUAGCCAAAUUCUGUGGAGUUGAGGAUGCUGUGUCAGAAAUGACACGGCGAGCCAUGGGUGGGGCAGUGCCUUUCAAGGCUGCCCUCACAGAGCGCUUAGCGCUGAUCCAGCCCUCCAGGGAACAGGUACAAAGGCUCAUAGCAGAGCACCCCCCCCACCUGACUCCUGGCAUAAGGGAGCUGGUAAGUCGCCUGCAAGAGCGAAAUGUUCAGGUUUUCCUAAUAUCUGGUGGCUUUAGGAGCAUUGUGGAGCAUGUUGCUUCCAAGCUCAAUAUCCCAUCAACCAACGUAUUUGCCAAUAGGCUGAAAUUCUACUUCAAUGGUGAAUAUGCAGGUUUUGAUGAGAUGCAGCCAACAGCCGAAUCUGGUGGGAAAGGAAAAGUUAUUAAACUUUUAAAGGAAAAAUUUCAUUUUAAGAAAAUUAUCAUGAUUGGAGACGGAGCCACAGACAUGGAAGCCUGUCCUCCUGCUGUAGGAUGUUUUCAUUGGAUUUGGAGGAAAUGUGAUCAGACAACAAGUAAAAGACAACGCUGAAUGGUACAUCACUGAUUUUGUAGAGCUUUUAGGAGAACUUGAAGAAUAAUAUCAAUUUUUAUACGGUUUGUAACAACUUCGGUUAAUUUUUAAAAGUUACACAGUUUGAUACCGUUUGCCUAAAAUUGUCUAUUACAACUUAAUGUAUAGAUUUGGUACUCAUUAUCUGUACUUCAAGUAAACUAUGGAAAACUGCUUUUUUUAACUGCAGUCCUAGUAUUAUUAUGACCAUUAAUUACCUGGAUAGUUUUAUAAUCUUAAUUCUUUAUGUAUUUUCCUAUCUGUAUUUUAUUUGAAGCCUUUUAAAGGUGGAUAGUAAAUUAAACACCAUCACUGUUGGAAAUAUGGGUUAGGCAGCUUUAGGUGACUAUUGGUUUUCCCUGUGGUAGGUAAAUAAAAGUUAUCCAUGUAUCAGA
This is a messenger RNA of Lynx canadensis (Canada lynx), 1599 nucleotides long. RefSeq names its product phosphoserine phosphatase (gene PSPH). NCBI's taxonomy places the organism in Eukaryota, Metazoa, Chordata, Mammalia, Carnivora, Felidae. The record is from RefSeq and is a predicted model, not a curated record. Gene Ontology annotation, molecular function: L-phosphoserine phosphatase activity; magnesium ion binding. Gene Ontology annotation, biological process: dephosphorylation; L-serine biosynthetic process. The coding region runs from base 509 to 1183 and encodes 224 amino acids. The transcript is spliced from 8 exons. Gene Ontology annotation, cellular component: cytoplasm.